GCUGCAUCUUGACCCCAGUCGCGUUUUCUCGUGUCCAAGCGCCUGUCAAUGGAGCGCAUUGAACUCUACCAAAGUUCGUGACCCAUUCCAUUGUUGCUCCAAAGUACAGCCAGGAGGUCGUUAAUACCGCGAGAGAGUCACUCGUUCGAAACAUCAGGUUCAUCAACCUCAAUCAGUAGCUUCAAGCGCUUCCAGCGCUUCCAGCGCUUCCAGUGCAAUUGCGCCCACGACCGCACCACCCAUUCAUCAUGUGGCCCUUCUCAAGCUCAGGCACAGACAGCGCACCGAAGCUCGUGAUGGCGCCCGCGACCGAACAACAAGUCCAGCUCCUCCCAGCAACAGGACAAGCCCCCCGCACCGCACAAUCGCAAUACACCACACCACCGCCCUCGAACCCUCGCGCAGCGCCCUCCUCCGCACCACACGACCCCGACUUCUACGCCGCGCAUCCCCACCUCACGCCUCCCUCGGCCUCCACACCCACAUCCACAUCCACACCGGACACAACCCCCACGCCCUCUCCUCAAGCAGAGGAAUUCGACCCCACCCUCCCCCGCAGCAUGUCCUGCCGCGCCGCCUUCGACAGCGCCUUCUACUGCUCCUCCCUGGGCGGGCACUUCAACGACAUCUACCGGUACGGGCAACUGCGCUCAUGCAGCGAGCACUGGAAUGAUUUCUGGUUCUGCAUGAGGACGAAGAACAGCUACUCGGGCCCGGAGGUCAAGGAGAGGUUGAUUCAGGAGCGGUAUGCGGAGAAGGAGAGACUGUUGAAGGAGAGGCCGAAUAGUGAGGAUGUGUGGAGACGGAGGGGGCCGGGGGAGGAGGUUAGGGAGCCUUUUGCGUUGGCGGGGAAGGAGUAG
This is a messenger RNA of Macroventuria anomochaeta, 860 nucleotides long. RefSeq lists its product as uncharacterized. The transcript has a single exon. The coding region runs from base 249 to 860 and encodes 203 amino acids. NCBI's taxonomy places the organism in Eukaryota, Fungi, Ascomycota, Dothideomycetes, Pleosporales, Didymellaceae. The record is from RefSeq and is a predicted model, not a curated record.